Molecule: messenger RNA, 4292 nt
Organism: Apus apus (common swift)
Lineage: Eukaryota; Metazoa; Chordata; Aves; Apodiformes; Apodidae
Gene: CAMK2D
Product: calcium/calmodulin dependent protein kinase II delta
Exons: 21
Coding region: 105-1682 (525 amino acids)
Biological process (GO): protein phosphorylation
Cellular component (GO): cytoplasm; neuron projection
Molecular function (GO): calmodulin binding; ATP binding; calcium/calmodulin-dependent protein kinase activity
Source: RefSeq, a predicted model, not a curated record
GAGAAGCCGGCGCGGAGCCUCGCCUCGCCUCGCCUCACAGCCCCUCCGCCGCCACCGCCUCGCCCGUCCCUGGCCGCCGGAGCUACCGGCGGCCGCCCGUCCUCAUGAUGGCCUCAACCACCACCUGCACCCGCUUCACCGACGAGUACCAGCUCUUCGAGGAGCUCGGGAAAGGGGCGUUCUCCGUCGUGAGGAGAUGCAUGAAAAUCACCACCGGACAGGAAUACGCCGCCAAAAUCAUCAACACCAAAAAGCUCUCGGCUAGGGAUCACCAGAAACUGGAAAGAGAAGCUAGAAUCUGUCGCCUCUUGAAGCAUCCCAAUAUUGUGCGGCUUCAUGACAGCAUAUCAGAAGAAGGAUUCCAUUACUUAGUCUUUGACUUAGUCACUGGAGGUGAAUUGUUUGAAGAUAUAGUUGCAAGAGAAUAUUAUAGUGAAGCAGAUGCCAGUCAUUGCAUUCAGCAGAUCCUGGAGGCCGUGCUGCACUGCCAUCAGAUGGGCGUUGUCCAUCGCGACCUCAAGCCUGAGAACUUACUUUUAGCUAGCAAAUCCAAGGGAGCAGCAGUAAAACUGGCAGACUUUGGGUUGGCUAUAGAAGUCCAAGGAGAACAACAGGCUUGGUUUGGCUUUGCUGGCACGCCAGGAUACCUUUCUCCGGAGGUAUUACGAAAAGAUCCUUAUGGAAAACCUGUGGAUAUGUGGGCAUGUGGUGUCAUUCUGUACAUCCUCCUGGUGGGAUAUCCUCCUUUCUGGGAUGAAGACCAGCACAGGCUUUACCAGCAGAUCAAGGCUGGUGCUUAUGAUUUUCCCUCACCAGAAUGGGAUACAGUGACUCCUGAAGCAAAAGACCUUAUCAAUAAAAUGCUCACCAUCAAUCCAGCAAAACGUAUCACAGCAUCAGAAGCACUAAAGCACCCAUGGAUCUGUCAACGUUCUACUGUUGCCUCUAUGAUGCACAGACAAGAGACUGUAGAUUGCUUGAAGAAAUUCAAUGCAAGAAGAAAACUAAAGGGGGCCAUUUUGACAACUAUGCUGGCUACCAGAAAUUUCUCAGCAGCCAAGAGUUUACUGAAAAAGCCGGAUGGAGUUAAGAAAAGGAAGUCCAGUUCGAGUGUUCAGAUGAUGAUAAACAACAAAACCAACGUGGUAACCAGCCCCAAGGAAAAUAUUCCUACCCCGGCGCUGGAGCCCCAAACUACAGUAAUCCACAACCCUGAUGGAAAUAAGGAAUCAACAGAGAGUUCCAACACCACCAUUGAAGAUGAGGAUGUGAAAGCUCGUAAGCAGGAGAUUAUCAAGGUGACUGAGCAGCUGAUCGAAGCUAUCAACAACGGGGACUUUGAAGCUUACACGAAAAUCUGUGAUCCAGGCCUUACAUCUUUUGAACCUGAAGCUUUGGGUAAUCUAGUAGAAGGGAUGGACUUUCACCGGUUUUACUUCGAAAACGCUUUAUCCAAAAGCAAUAAGCCGAUCCACACCAUUAUCCUCAACCCUCACGUGCACCUGGUGGGCGAGGACGCGGCCUGCAUCGCCUACAUCCGCCUGACGCAGUACAUGGAUGGCAGCGGGAUGCCCAAGACCAUGCAGUCCGAGGAGACGCGCGUCUGGCACCGUCGGGAUGGGAAGUGGCAGAACGUUCAUUUUCACCGUUCAGGGUCACCCACAGUACCCAUCAAUGCCUAGUACAGCGGGAUCCCCAUCACCGCUCCAGCCUCUAGAUGCUACGGUAAUACAACCCAUCAGCUGAGUUAGUUAACUACUUGCUUACAUCUUCCUUUUCUUUCAUUUUCUCCUUGCGUGCAGUUCUAGCAUGUCUUGCAUGUAAAUGACACCUGACUCUUCCUUGUUACCAAGUUCACUUUUUAUACGGGAAUCUCAGGCCAUGGCAAUGUCCGUAACGUACUUGCCAAGGAAGUAGUAGUUCAGUUCAGAGAUUCACAUCUGAAUUCUGCCCUGUCUCCUUUAAGACAUCAGUUAAGGCACUUUGGCUUCCUGCCUCAGUUUCCUUUUUUAUUUUAACAGCCUCUCUGGCAUGUUGUAAAGAUGGAAAAUGUCUGUAAAGUGGUUUGAAAAAUAAAAGAAUGCUUUGCCUGAGCGUUUGGGUUCCCCCCCCCGCCUUGGUUUCCUUCACAAUAUUGUUUAACUGAUCUUGAAAAUAUUUUCACUUUUUUUAAUAGUUUUGGCUAACACUUGAGCAUGUAUUGUUAUCUGGUGGUUAUAUUACUUCAGUAAUGGCAAUUUGUUGUUUGUUUUUUUUUCUCCUUCCUCCUAGCUAAAAAAUAUCAGCGGUGCCGCUCUUGCAUUUUCUGUACCCAACGCACCUGGUUGAUUACCAUCUUGGCCAUCCCAUUCUCUUCAUGCAUGUUUCUGAGUGCAUGAAGUUGUGAAGGUUCUUCAUGUAACACAUUUGUGAUGCACCAUGUUGCUGUGUAUUCCAUCUGUACACUGUUAACAUUUCGAUGAAGGUGAUGUUCCAUGCAAAUAGAGAAUAAGGCAAAAAAGACCAAAAAAAUAGUUCAUGGACAGCAGUAGAUACAGAAUACAUUUGUCACUUUCUCCAUUUAUGCCAAGUUUUGACAGACAACUUAAAAAACUAUCCUGUUUAUUAAAAAAAAAAAUAAAUAAAAGAAAAAAAGGAAAAAAACCUACAUUUUACCCUCUUUUUUUAAGAACUGGAUUUUGAUUCCUCCUUUUUCACCCCCCUAAGUCCCAGGAUUUUGGUUUGAUUCUGGUAGGAAUGGUUAGGAUUUCUGCUGGCAGCUCUGUUGCUGUACAAGAGAUUUUUAUUACAGCAUGUAGAUGGACAAAAUCACUGAUAAAUGUGGAAGAGAUAACAUCUUGGUUUCGUAUCAGCUGAAGCCUCCUUAGUUUAUUAGUCCAUGUAAACUGGAAAAAACUUAACAUUUGCUGGCUUGGGCACUGCAGAAUUAACUGCCAUUAUUAUGGUGAGCCAGCAGCUGCUUUUUUUCUGUUGAGUUUUUACCUUUGCUUUAUUUUGUUAAUUGAAAAUUUAAAUUGGAUGAUUAAGCAAAAUUAAAAAUCAUAAGUCAUAAGUGACAAUUGAGGGGCAGUUUUUGAAGAUUCAAAAGCAAGAACAGAGAAUGAUUUCUUUAUUGCUGUUGGUGUGUACUGUACAUUUUUUAAGGAGGCUUUAAAAAAAUAGAAAGUUCUGGUUAAGCUAUCAACCAGUUGUGUGGUUAAUAGACUUGAGAAAUAUUAGGCCUUAAAAGCUUAGUAUGAAGAGUCUAUGUACUUCACACUGCUGCUGCUGUUGCUUCUCUGGAAAUGUGUUUGGGAUACACUAGUUUUCUAGUAAGGCUCUUAACACUUGUUCACGGAUUUAUUUCGCCCCCCUCAACCAGUCUUGGUUUUUGUAAAUCCUCACACAGCCAGUAGGAUCAAGGACAACCACCCUGGCAGCAUCACCUGCUUGGUUGGUUCCCAGACACUGCAUGGGAAACACUGUGUCACUUCAGAACACAAACCUUGUCACAGGGACUAGUUUUGCCUCCUUUGUGUUGCUGUGAAAACACAUCCUUGCAAGCAUUUAGGUUUCUCCCCUUCCAUUUUUAACAGGAAAAUACAGGGAUGGGUUAUUUCUUUUCCAUGUGUUAAUUGUUCUAUUACCAACAGGGCUAACUGUUUUCUGCAGUGCUGUAUAGUGCAUGAGAUCUCAGUGUCCUUCUUAGCAGCUGAAAAUUUACAACUCAGCAGCCUGAAGUUUUUUAAAUGGGAAAAGCUUCCUAAUUUGUAUCAUGUCACCUUUCUGUGCUGAUUACUAAUCAAAAGCAGUUCUUAAACAUUUUGAUGUUGUUAUUAGUGGAUAUAUGGUAGAUGGAUUUAAGCUUCUCUGAUAAUUACUACAUGAUUUUAAACAAUAUAUAUUUAAAAUAAGCAUCUACAAUAAAUGUGUUGAGCCAUAUUAACCUGCCAAUGGGAUCUGUGAAAAAAAAAGUAAUGGCCUCAUUUUUUCUCUGAUUAAUUUCUUUACUUUUUUUGGUGAAGCGGCUAUAAGUGGCAUAACUGUAUUUAAAAUUAACAACUUAUGUGUAGGGUGGUUUUUUUUAUACUUCUAACAUAGCAUGUGGUGUUGACGUAUUACUGUAGACCAAGUUUGUCUUCCACACCAAGACGUGAGGAAAUUGUGAUUUGUUCUCUCCACCACAAUGGAAUUACACACUUCUGUCGUUUCGGAACACUGCAGUUUACCAUGGGACACAGUGUACAUAUUUCUUGCCAUAAUGGUAAAUGAUUGAUAUAUUUAAGGAUUAAUAAAUUUGUGAUUUCUGCUGA